AUCGUCAGACACCUUGUAGACAAGAAGACAGCUCGCGCACGACUCACUUGCGAAUAUAAAAUGCAGAUUAAUACACGAGUCUGGAGCUGGCUGUUAUCUAACGUUAGUUAGGAGGGGAAAAGAAGAGCCAUGAAGAAACACCUGAGUCCUGCAAAACAGCAGCAGCAGCAGCAGCAGCCACCGGCGGAUGCCCCGGCUCCCGGCGGCGAGGUUAACGUUACCUACCAACAACUCAACGAGCUGCUGACAAACGGCAGCGGGUUCUACAGCUUACCGACACAACACUUCAACGAGGUCUUCCCCCGAAUAUACAUCGGUAACGCGUUCGUAGCCCAGAAUGCAAUGCGUCUGCAAAAACUCGGAGUGACGCAUAUCCUCAACGUGGCGGAGGGCACCUCCUUCAUGCAUGUCAACACCAGUGUGGACUUCUACGCCGGCACGGGCAUCACGUACCACGGUAUCCAGGCCAACGACACGGAGCAGUUCAACCUCAGUGCCUUCUUUGAGGAGGGGGCCGAUUUUAUUGACAAGGCCCUCGCACACAAUAAUGGCAAAGGGAAAGUGUACGUACACUGCAGAGAAGGCUACAGCCGCUCCCCUACCAUGGUUGUUGCCUACCUCAUGCUGCGCCACAAAAUGGAUGCCCGGCUGGCGGUGGCCACCGUGAGGCAUAAGAGAGAAAUUGGUCCCAAUGACGGCUUCCUUCGCCAACUGUGCCAACUUAACGAGAAGCUGGCAAAGGAGGGCAAGCUGAACGGGGAGGUGGGCAAACUAAAGACCAAAUGAAAGCAGGACAGACCCUCUGCCCUGUGUCCUCCCAUCAUGCCUUUCACAGGCGUUCAGCUGCUCUCGGACCCCGCCCUGACCAAACCAGCACCCAUCUGACACACCAAGGGGUAUUCUGAAACACAAACAUACAUGCAUUUAUCUGUGUAGAUGAUUAUUCCUCAUGCACACACACAAUCUCACAUUUUUGUUUAUAAAUCUUCAGUUCAGGUCUGUCACUGCUGCUCCUAAAGAGGACGUGUGUCAGUCCUCUGCCUGCUCCUACAAAGAGUGUGAUUUCACAUACUACCCCCUUUUUUAAACUCCACACAGAUGUGCGGACGUUUCACUGCUAGUGCCCGAAAGCAGUACCUUAAAGCAUUCCUUCAAUCCUCCGCAAGUUGAGAAGGCGAAAACUUUGCCCUGAUUUUUAAGAUUUUCCUUAAAUAGAAGAUUAUAGCACAAUCAUUCCAUAGUUUUCCACUGCCGGGAAUAUCAGUGAUGUCUCCGCCAGCAGGACGACUCUAUAAAUCCCAUAUGAACUCUUAGAUAUUAAAAGCCGAACGGCCACACAUGAUGCAGACAAAAGAUGCGAUAUUUGAAUGGAUAGAGGAAAAUCCCAAAACAUUCCAUGAAAACGAAAAAAAAAAAAAGGUUUUGUUGGCCCUC
Messenger RNA from Perca fluviatilis (European perch), 1434 nucleotides. It is a transcript of the gene dusp3a, whose product is annotated as dual specificity phosphatase 3a. Gene Ontology annotation, biological process: protein dephosphorylation; negative regulation of MAPK cascade. Lineage: Eukaryota; Metazoa; Chordata; Actinopteri; Perciformes; Percidae. The record is from RefSeq and is a predicted model, not a curated record. Gene Ontology annotation, cellular component: cytoplasm. Bases 130 to 786 code for a protein of 218 amino acids. The transcript has 3 exons. Gene Ontology annotation, molecular function: MAP kinase phosphatase activity; protein tyrosine/serine/threonine phosphatase activity.